Molecule: messenger RNA, 1803 nt
Organism: Rana temporaria (common frog)
Lineage: Eukaryota; Metazoa; Chordata; Amphibia; Anura; Ranidae
Product: keratin, type II cytoskeletal cochleal-like
Exons: 9
Coding region: 67-1575 (502 amino acids)
Biological process (GO): keratinization; intermediate filament organization
Cellular component (GO): keratin filament
Molecular function (GO): structural constituent of skin epidermis
Source: RefSeq, a predicted model, not a curated record
CAGAGCAUUGAACAUUGCUUUGAAGAGUAGACAGCACCUUGGCUUCUCUGUGUAUAAACUUUAAUUAUGUCUCACUGCUCAAUCCUAGCCUCAUCUGGACACAAGCAUUUCAGUUCUGGUUCUGUUUCUUUACCCAAACUUUCCAGCUCACACAGCUUCCUAUCACACUCUUCUAAAAAUGUUCACCAGACCAAGCAUUGUUUCAGCAGCAAGAGUGAUCAUUCUGUUGGGUCAAAGGGACCUAAAAUUUCAGUGGGAAGUUUCCAUUUAGGAAAAAGUGGACAUGGACAUGGAUCUGGAUUUGGUAUUGUUGGACAUGGUCAUGGAUUUAAAGGAAUGUCUGGUUCUGGUUCUGGAGGGAUCACAUCAGUUACUGUAAACCAGGGUCUUCUGGCUCCUCUCAAUCUGGAAAUUGACCCAAACAUCCAAAGAGUUAGAACAGAAGAAAAGAACCAAAUUAAGGGCCUGAAUAAUAAAUUUGCCUCCUUUAUUGACCAGGUAAGAUUUUUGGAACAGCAGAACAAGAUGCUGGAGACCAAAUGGUCUAUUCUACAAGAUCAGAAUACAGCAAGAUUGUCGAUUGAACCUUUGUUUGAGGCUUUUAUUGGCAACCUCAGGAGACAGCUGGAGAAUCUAGAAUGUGAGAGAGCUCCACUGGAUGCAGAGAGGAACAGCAUGGAGGGCACUGUAGAAGAACUAAGGAGAAGAUAUGAAGAUGAAGUCAACAGAAGAACAGGUGCCGAGAAUGAAUUUGUUUCUCUGAAGAGGGAUGUUGAUGCUGCUUUCAUGAACAAAGCUGAACUUCAGGCGAAGGCCGACUCCCUGAGCGAUGAGAUCAGCUUCCUUAGGACCCUGUAUGAUGCGGAAAUCAAUCAACUCCAAGCUCAGAUUUCAGACACCUCAGUUCUUGUGUCCAUGGACAACAGCCGAGACCUAGACAUCAAUGGUAUUAUCGCUGAGGUCAGAGCUCAAUAUGAAGAGAUUGCUAACAGAAGUAGAGCAGAGGCUGAAGCCAUGUACCAAUCCAGGUUUGAAGAUCUGCGAACGGCAGCUGGAAGAAAUGGAAACGAUCUGCAGAACAGCCAAAAUGAGAUUGCAGAUCUCAAUCGAACAAUUCAGAAGCUUAAAGGUGAAAUUGAUUGUGCCAAAUCCCAGCGUGCUGCACUUGAAGCUGCCAUCAGGGAAGCUGAGGAAAGUGGUGAAGCUGCUGUCAGGGAUGCCAAGCAAAAAUUGUCUGAAUUGGAGGCUGCUCUACAGAAGGCCAAACAGGACAUGGCUCGCCAACUAAGAGAAUACCAGGAACUGAUGAAUGUUAAACUGGCUCUGGAUAUUGAGAUUGCCACUUAUAAGAAAAUGCUGGAAGGAGAAGAGCACAGGAUAGGUGCAGAGGGACAUGUAAACAUUUCUGUCCUGCACUCCAGCACUGGAGGAAAACACCAUUCUUCAGGAAAGUCCCAUGAAGCCAGUGGCCACCACCACCAACACCAACACCACCAUCAUCAUAAGGGAGGUUUCAGCUCCAGAAGCCAUGUCCCCAUAAGCAAGCAUCACUCCAGCCAUGAACAUCACUGCUAAAGUGAAGACCUAUAUACAGAGAUAUGAUGAAGCUGCUCAAUCGAUGCAAGGCAUAAAAGCCUACUUAGAAAUGUAGAAAUCUCCUUUUCAUAUUUCAUAUUAUUAUUAUAUAUGAAUCAGGGGUGCUGGCUUGCUUAUUAGUGUAGUCUAAAAAUAAUGUUUGCUGUAUAUAUUUGUGACAUUAUAUGCUGUAAAACAUUGCAAUAAACAGUAAUCCAUGUUCCAUCA